UGGCCCUCCGCUGCUAACACUCUUCGCCGUCCAUAUAACCCCCGUCUCUCCUCCUCCUCCUCCCUCCCCAACGCCCCUCGCCGUGCACGGCCACUCCUCCCUCGACGACCCCUCCACACAAUGCCUCCCUCGUAUAGCCCGUGCCCCCGCCCCAUCCUCAAGCGUACCGCAGCCUCUGCCCCAGUCAGGCCGCCCCCGCAAGACGAGCCGUCCGCGCUCCUCGCUAUCGACCCCUCCAUCCUCUCCCCCCUCGUCCGCUUCCCCCACCACCAGGCCCUCGCCCACACCAUGGGUAGUGCCCUCCCGUACGACCGUACCCCCAUCGUCGUCACCCCCAAUCGCUGUGCCCUCCCUGAGCGUGGCUGCCCCGGACGCACCUACUCCCUCGACGACCCUAAUCCGGCCCAUUUGCGCUCAAGUAAAAGGAUGAGCCUCAGCCCCACCAGAGGCAAGCAUCUCCACCCCCGCGCAGCAGGUCACGACAGGGAAGCAUACGAGGACAACGACUUGACUCCCAGGCAGAGCCCGAGAGUCGACCACUUUCCUCUCCCGCCUCUCGUCCCUGACCUGUCCUCGGAAUCCUCAGAGGAGAGCGACGGUAUCGCGAGCCCGCCCCCAGAGUUCUACUCGACGUCCGCCGCACAUGGCAAGAUGUCUCUUGAGCAGUCCCUCAUGAACCUCACCUUGGCGGGCACCAACGCGCCAUCCAGCUCCGCCCUCUCCUUCCUCCCCCACCCGCCGUCCCCGCGGGUGCGCCCGUCGACGUCUCCUACGCAGCCGUCAUCGAUCCCGAGUUCGUAUCCCUACGCCUACUCGUCCUUUGCGUCAAAUCCCAGCUCGAGUGUCAGCAUCGGCAGCUCAAAUCCGCACUCGUCGAGCCACGGUGCAAGUUCGCCCGUGCGCUCGCGCUCCCCCGCCUCGCCGACACGCUCAAAACGCAAGUCGCGCCCUGCGCCUAUACCCAUCCCCGCCGGUGCCAACCCGGGCUCCAGCCCUAUCGCGGCGUACUCGCACUCGAGUCCGACCCCGACCGCCGCAUACCCAGGCGCCCCGGCUAGCCCGGAGCGUGAGCGGCGCAGCCGGCCCCGCGACGACCGCGGCGGAGACGUACGCAGAGAACACCGCGAGCGCAGUCGUGAACGCAGAGAACGGGAACGUUCGGAGCGUAUGGCGCGUUUCAGCUCGUCGUAUCGGCCUGGCUUCGCUGUCGAGGACGCGGGCUGUCUUGGCGGGUUUUAGCCAAGGCUCGUCGCCUCCGCAUAUGGCAUUCCACUCUUUUCAACGUCGUCGACCGAGAACUCGCCGUGCCGCCGCCGUCCUUCGGGGCAACAGCGGUGGGGAGGGCUUACACGUCAACCACGAGGAGCCGAGCCGAGUGUCGCCCGGGCGCACACGCCGGGCACCACGCAAAGGAGCACCACGCAGAGAGCAGCAACACCCGAGAGAGAGAAGCGCAAUGUUAAGUAAUUCAAUCCACCUGUACCACAACCGUAUCCACGCCCUAUUUGUUCCCUAUUUCCACCCGGCCUCCAACCGCACUUUCUUCUCCAACGCACGCACCGCAAUCAUCCUCAUUCUCAUCCCAUCAUCGACUCCGACUCUUUAUUCGCCUCCGCCUCGUCUCGUCUCGUUCCGUCCACCAACACAACGCCCGCACACCCUAUGACGACCUCGCUACGUGCCUCCCGCCUCUCCUCUUCCCCGCAUCAGGACCCUCGAGCGCCCCAUCAUGUCCAUACCCCUUCGCCUUCUCCACAUUACCCGCCCCGCCCGCCGCUCCCUUCAUUUCCCUCUCUCCUCCCUCUCCCGCACGUACGCACCCUUCGUCUCCCAUCCCGUAUUCUUCGCGCAGCCGCCCGUCGCCCCGCCCCCGCCCACCCGCCGUCUGCCGCUCCCUCGCGCAGGUCGCAGCGUGGAAGUGGGUGCAGCGGGUCCGCGGCGACGGGCACCCGUCCACGCCUACGUUCAUAUCCGUUCACUGUAUGUACGCGCACGCGGCCGGCGCUCCACGGACGAGCAGUCGGUAUCCCGCUUGUCGCUACGCUACAUAGCACCUGCACGCA
Molecule: messenger RNA, 2063 nt
Organism: Trametes versicolor FP-101664 SS1
Lineage: Eukaryota; Fungi; Basidiomycota; Agaricomycetes; Polyporales; Polyporaceae
Exons: 2
Coding region: 121-1239 (372 amino acids)
Source: RefSeq, a predicted model, not a curated record